GCGCCGAACUCGCGUAGUGGUCGCCAUGGCAGCAGGCCCCGGGGCGGUCCCUAAGGCAGACUCUGAAUCCGGAGCUGGGGAGGAGGAAGGUCCAGUAUCCCUCCAUCCUGCCAGUGCUGUUUCACCCGUGAGGGUGUUGUGACCAUUCCAGUGGAUUGAACCACUCUUGAGAUACACGGAGAUAUUUGUGAACAGGAUUGUGAUUUCGGUGGCAUUCUGCUUUUGGGAGCGGAGGUUUGAAGGCAGCUGAUGGCUUUGUUUCACGGAUCGGCCUGAAAUUCUGCAAAUAUGCUAAUUUCCUGUUAUGGCAGAAUAUAGGCAAGGAGGAUAAGAGGGAAAGGCUGACUCAGCAACUUGCAGCUAUAUCUCUGGCCACUCCUAUCUGCAGAGGAAUCUAGGAAAUGUCAUUUUUUCAGCCACUCCCAUUGCGCAAAGUUCUGUUAGUGAGGAAGAAGGAACCAGUAGUGCGUAAGGAAAUCCAGGCACUCCAAGUCCAGGAAGACUUGCUGGAUUGCAAUCUAGGUAAACAUGUCAAACCUUUUACACCACAAAAAGCAAAAGAAAUUGUAAUGUCUUUACAACAACCUGCCGUCUUCUGUAACAUGGUUUUUGACUGGCCAGCACAACACUGGACUGCGAAACAUCUUUCUGAGGUCCUUCAUGACAAGCAGAUACGAUUCCGGAUGGGAACGAGAAGCACAGAUACAGCUCCUCAGUUUGAAACCACAUGUAGUUACGUAGAAGCUACACUUGAAGAGUUUCUGACCUGGAACUGUGACCAGUCUCGUAUUUCUGGACCAUUUAAAGACUACGAUCGUUCCAAAUUCUGGGCUUAUGCUGACUAUAAAUAUUUUAUCAGUCUAUUUGAAGACAAGACAGAUAUUUUCCAGGAUGUGAUAUGGUCUGACUUUGGGUUUCCUGGAAGAAACGGACAGGAAAGUACACUGUGGAUCGGCUCCAUGGGGGCCCAUACACCCUGUCAUCUGGACACCUAUGGUUGCAACCUGGUAUUUCAGGUACAAGGAAGGAAAAGAUGGCAUCUCUUUCCUCCUGAAGAUACUCCUUUCCUUUAUCCAACUAGAAUCCCUUAUGAAGAAUCCAGCGUGUUCAGCAAAAUCAGUGUUGUCCAUCCUGAUUUAAAACGUUUUCCUCAGUUCCGGAAAGCUCGAAGACACAUGGUUACACUGAGCCCAGGACAGGUGCUGUUUGUCCCCAGACACUGGUGGCAUUACGUGGAAUCCAUCGAUCCUGUCACUGUCAGUAUAAACUCAUGGAUUGAGCUGGAAGAGGACCACCAAGCCCGGGUGGAAGAAGCAAUCACCCGCAUGCUUGUGUGUGCCCUGAAAACUGCAGAGAAUCCACAUGAUACCAGAGCUUGGUUAAACCCAACUGAGGUUGAGGAAACAUCCCAUGAAGUCAAUUGUCGCUACUUAAAUGGAGCUGUUUCGGCUUUUUUUGAUCAUUAUGGAACAUCUAAGGUAGUAGAAACCCAAGCGCUGAGAACAAACGGAGAGGACAUGAUAAAGGAAGAAUUAAAUGUGCACCGCCACAUGGAGGUAGAACAAACUGGUAGCCACAACUUAACCUUGGGAACUGUAAAACAGGAGGCAGCAAGUCCCUUUGGUCCUGAUCUGGUUCCUGUAAUGCCGAGUUCCCAAGAACCACCCUUAGAAAGAGGGAGUGUGUUUGAAAGUGAUGGUGAAGACUUUGUUGGCAAAAAUCGAAAACGCUUUGGAAAACUGCAUUAUACCAAGAGGCAACGAAUGAUGUGUGAAAGUGAGAAUGCAGCUGUGGAACAGGUUGCUUCGGAUAGUACUGUCGCCCCUCCCCAAACACUGAUUUCUACAGAUGACUUGCUGGACUGCUUGGUGAAUCCACAGGUAACCAGGAUAGUGGCACAACUUUUGCUUCAAGGAAGAAGUUUGCGACUCUAAUAGAAAAUGACUUUUCAAAUAAUAUUUUAGGAAUAUUUUUUAAAUAUUAUAAUUUUUAAAUAAAAGAUGAAACAGCAAGAGGUGCGUGGCAUAUGCUUGUAAAUGUACCGUUCUCACCGAGUCACCUUUUAAUCUCUUGCCAUCGUCUCGUGUACACAUUGCUCUUCGUGUUGGUAGGCCUUUCUUCAGUGCUGUUGCCUUCCUCGCCCAUCUCAUCCGUCAGCCACUCUCAAAUGUAAGCCCCUAGUGUUCUCAGCAAGAAGUAGUCUCUCCAUCAGCCUCAAGCACAGGUCAGCCUGCUGCUUAAUUUUGUAAGUAAGGUU
Messenger RNA from Hippopotamus amphibius kiboko, 2257 nucleotides. It is a transcript of the gene HSPBAP1, whose product is annotated as HSPB1 associated protein 1. The transcript has 12 exons. Bases 402 to 1934 code for a protein of 510 amino acids. Gene Ontology annotation, molecular function: 2-oxoglutarate-dependent dioxygenase activity. NCBI's taxonomy places the organism in Eukaryota, Metazoa, Chordata, Mammalia, Artiodactyla, Hippopotamidae. The record is from RefSeq and is a predicted model, not a curated record.